AUGGACUCCCCAAAGCGACCCCGGAACCGUGCCGCCUGCCGAAGGUGCCAGAGACGGAAAAUCCGCUGUGAUGGCGACCUUCCCCGAUGCGCGUCUUGCAGGAAGGCUAAUGUAGUCUGUGUGAACGACGGCAAGCAGGAGGUCAAUCGCACCUACAUCGCAAAUCUGCAGAAGCGGGUGCAGUGGUUAGAGUCACUGGUCAAGGAACAUGAUCCGACCAUUCGCCUUGAGGAAGGACCCCAAGUAGAUCCAUCAGAUAUUCCACAGCUCGAGCCAACAGAUGAAUGUACUCAACUCGAGUCUUCAAUUCUGGGGCCCACCCACACCGGCAGGUCCAUAACCCCCAGUCAUGAACAGCCAGGGCCAGCCGACACCCAACCAUCUCGGGCACAAUCCAGGCCGGCUCACGAAAUCGGCCUUGUAUCUCUUUCUACGGGUGAAGAGCCGAGAUAUAUCGGCCCUUCAAGUGGAUAUUUCCUAGCGAACCUCAUCUUUACCAGUGCUGGCCGACGAACGGGACCAUCGAAAAGCAGUGACAUCCCGAAACAACCAAUGUCAUUAUCGUCUGGGUUUUUCAACAGUCCAGCACCACUCCCAGGUCGCAAAGAAGACACAGUGGAACUUACAUCGAAGUACUUUGCAUCCGUCCAUCUCGUCUACCCGUUUUUACACCAACCGGCACAUAUGGCGAGACUCGAGAAAUUAUAUACCGAUCAAGCAACUCCGAAUGCGGUCGAUGCCUUCCACGUAUACAUGGUUCUAGCAAUAUCAGCCUCGGAUCUGUCAAGGCGCUUCAGAAUCCCUCUUCCCGCGGAGGGAUAUUAUACAGCAGCUACCCAGUACUUUGAACGCGCAUGUGCGGGAGGCUCUUUGGAAGGACUGCAGUGUUUACUCCUGCUGAUGGUCUAUGGACUCCACAAUCCCUCGUGCAACAUCAAUGUUUGGAGCCUAAACUAUCAAUGUCUGGGUGCUCUUAUUGACCUGGGCCUUCAACGAAAUGUUCGUGCUUCGCCCACAUUUCCUAUCUCUUUUCUAGAGCAGGAGAUGAGGACUAGGAUUUUCUGGGUAGUAUACAGCUUCGAUCGUACACUUGGUACCAUGAUGGGCCGGCCCAUCGGAGUGAGGGAUGAAGCGUGCGAGCUUCGACUCCCUUUGAAUAUCUCCGACGAGGAACUUUCCCGGUCAAGUGCCGGCGAUGAUGCACAGAGCGACUCAAUAUCUCAUAUGACAUACUCCAUUCAUCUAUUCAAGUUAGCCCGUAUCAACUCUGAGAUUAAGUAUGUCAUGCACAGCAUCUGCAGGGAUCCUCCACGAUAUGCCUACCCGCCAGUACCUGACAUCCAUGCAUGGCAAACGCAAAUCAUCGACCGUCUUCAGUCUUGGUUUACGGACAUUCCCCGCGCAGCUGGAAGCGAGGCCAUCACCAAAAUCUGCGAAACGAAGUUUCAUGAGAUGAUGCUCCUGGUUCUCAGGCCUAGCCCUGGAAUCCCAGAGCCGUCGGAGGAGAUGCUCGCGCGAUGCUUCCAACACGCCGUGGAUCUACUCCGCGGGCUUGGGGAGCUCUACCGACAGGAGGCUCUCCUAUACAGCCGACUCAUUGUUCACUCAAUUUUCCUGAGCACCCUGAUCAUGCUCCAUUGCUUGUGGAGACUGCCACACAUUGCCUCUGGAGUGCAGAUUGACGAAGUGGUGACUGAUACGAGCGUCAGUCUGAAUAUCCUAAGUAGCAUUGGGGAGUACUGGGCUGAAGCUAAGCGGGCUCGUGAUUGUAUACACGAGUUAUCCGGCGCAACUGUUCAGAAACUGAUCAAGAUGCGAAGCUUAGAAGCCACGUCGAGCUCAUCCAGGCAGGGUAAGAAUCGGCUGCAAACUGCGGAUGAAUCCGCAGAGCUGCCUCCUGUACCCCCUCAUGUGGACCCUAGUUUUGACAACGUGCCGGUCAAUCCCUUCAUGGACGAUUACGACCCUGCUACCGAUUCCAUGAGUUGGCUGCACGAUUCCAGCGCCGGUGGUUUCAUGGAUUUCAGUGGGGCUCCAGACUUUGACACUCUCAUGUGGGAGGUCUUUAAUGCUAAUCCAUAA
Penicillium bovifimosum is the source of this 2082-nucleotide messenger RNA. Its product is annotated as Zn(II)2Cys6 transcription factor domain-containing protein. Gene Ontology annotation, biological process: positive regulation of transcription by RNA polymerase II; DNA-templated transcription. The coding region runs from base 1 to 2082 and encodes 693 amino acids. Gene Ontology annotation, molecular function: zinc ion binding; sequence-specific DNA binding; DNA-binding transcription factor activity, RNA polymerase II-specific. The transcript has 4 exons. The record is from RefSeq and is a predicted model, not a curated record. Lineage: Eukaryota; Fungi; Ascomycota; Eurotiomycetes; Eurotiales; Aspergillaceae.